Guillardia theta CCMP2712 is the source of this 457-nucleotide messenger RNA. RefSeq lists its product as hypothetical. The record is from RefSeq and is a predicted model, not a curated record. NCBI's taxonomy places the organism in Eukaryota, Cryptophyceae, Pyrenomonadales, Geminigeraceae. The transcript is spliced from 4 exons. Bases 155 to 400 code for a protein of 81 amino acids.
GCUCAAGCGGAUCAAUGUCUCCAGCCUCUAUGAGAAAACAGAGGACGUGAAGAUCAAGACGGUUCUUCGUAAUCUUCAGGAUCGACUGCGAGAGAGAACUUCACUCAGCUACUCUGCCACUACUUGCAUGCAAUCUUCUCUCCUUCCCCUUCCGAUGCUGCUGGUGAUCGGCGAUCUCCUCGUCUUUCUCUCCCUCUCCGUGCUUAUUAUCUUUUGCGCAUGGAUCUAUUUUCUCACAGGAUACUUCUUGGCUCGUCUAUCCGACUACAUUCGGCUUCCUCAGUUCAUUUCGGCAAGUCUGAUGUCUCGGCCGGCCUUUCUGACACGAUAUCAGGUUCGGCCAGUGAGCCUGCGCCUCUACCUUGUCUCUCUCUCCCCCUCCGACCCACACACCCUCUAGUAUUCGCUCCUCUUCUCCAUGUCCCUCGUUUGUUUACAAUGAACGUAAGGAGGAGCC